AUGACCAUGAAAGAUGCUUCACCACCUGCGGGAAGAAAGCUUUUGGGGUCCAGCAUCCGCGCAGCUGCGAAUCCAGAUCGGAGCAGCCCCGGGACCCCCGGCGAGGGGCUCGCGGGCCCGGCCGUCUGUGGAUCGGGAUGUUGGGUGAAGACGAAGCUGGAUCCUUCGCUCGAGGUCUCGGAGACCUCCGCCGCGGCAGAUUCGAUCCUUCCGGGCCAGGAGCGCAGCCGGGCCGGGACGUGCGGCGCUGACCCGGGCGCGGCGCGGGAGCACCUGGCGGUCCCGCGGCCCGUGAAGGGCGAACCCGAGCCCCUGCCGCAGCGGGGAGCGGAGAGGGGCGGGCGGGGCACACCGGGCACCGCCCUCGGACUCGGUGCUCUUCUCCGACCUCCCGGGUGCCCACCCGGCCGGGGUGACGGCGGGAGGGCCGGGAAGGCGGAGGAGGCGAGAGCGCAGAUUCUACCCGGGCACAGCUCGGGACCGCGGGCCCC
Messenger RNA from Chinchilla lanigera (long-tailed chinchilla), 491 nucleotides. RefSeq names its product collagen alpha-2(VI) chain-like. The record is from RefSeq and is a predicted model, not a curated record. Lineage: Eukaryota; Metazoa; Chordata; Mammalia; Rodentia; Chinchillidae.